CUUUAUAAAGCAGGCCAACCUGUCUCGUUCAGGUACAUGUAACCACAGGGCACCUGGAGAGUCAGAGGAAGAGCAUACCUGGGCUGUCGGUGCAGAGUAAGAUAGCGGCAGCCCGCUGAACCAUCCAGGGACUCCACAUUUCGUUGGCCGUGCAGAGGGUGCAUUUCUGACACAAUGAGCUGCAGCAGCGUCGCAGGUUCUGAAUUCUCUGAAGAAGAGUUGGAGCUCGGCAUAAUGGUGUCUGGGGAUGAUGAUGGCACAUCCAAGCAGUGUUUUCAUGACAGUGAGGGCUCAACCAGCAGCCCCGGAGAUCCGGAGGAGGGCCAGACCAAGAAGCGCAACCGGCCUGUUCGCUCCAAAGCUCGAAGGAUGGCUGCUAACGUCCGUGAGAGAAAGCGAAUAAUGGACUACAACCAAGCCUUCAAUGCUCUCCGGGUGGCUUUGAACCAUGACCUUAGCGGCAAGCGGCUCUCUAAGAUCGCCACACUUCAGAGGGCCAUCAACCGCAUCUCUGCUCUCUCUGUGUUCCUGAGCUCGAGCCCCCCCAACAAGCCCUGCAGCCACCGGGAGUGCCACAGGUCCCCUGUGGGGGGAGCAGCAAUGGGAGGAUCUCGACCUGAACAAAACAGAGCAGCGGUUCCUCGCCUGGAGCAUCAGAGCUAUGCACCGUGGCAUUCAGCAAUUUCGCAGCAGAUGCAGCCACAGUCUCACCUGCACAGGCUUUCCACUGACCCACAUGUCUACAAUACCAGGUCCUCGUGCCCUCCCUCACCCCACUACCCCUGUUACCCCACUGAGGGGCAGCUUUACCGCUCACAUGGACACUGCAGCAGCCCCCACAACCAUCCGUCCAGUCCGGUGCGGUACCCUCAGGUGGGUGAGGCUCUGGGGUACCAGCCCGGCACGUGGGCCUCGUGCACUCAGGCAUACAUGGACACCUUUGUGGAGCCGUCUUCCACUCUGGGGCUCCCGUGGCAGGUGAGCUGCGUGCAGGAGCCGGAGCAGAGCUUCCCUCUGUGCUCUGAUGUAGUGUGACUUAAUGGACCGUUAGCCAGCCCGAACCUCAGAGACUUCAGAACUGCAGUGUUUUUGCAGCGGUGCUGCAGGCUGCUUCAUGUUGCGGUCUGGAGGCUCGUCUGUGAUCAGACCUUUUGCUGAACGGUGUUCUUAUCUUUAAAACAUUCUCGACUCCCGCAGAGACCGAAUGCAGGAUGGGAUGUUGACAAACGUGAGAGCGCAAAAAUGAAGCUCAACUGACAUGAGCAGGAAGUGCAUUCUUAGAGAGUUUGACUGAGAAUUUAAUGCUACAUUUGUUUUUGUAUUUAUUCUGUUUAUACAUGUUUAAAAUGCUGAAUGUCUUCUGGUGAAAAUGUCUGCAUUAAAUCUUGUGGUUUACGA
Molecule: messenger RNA, 1398 nt
Organism: Oryzias latipes (Japanese medaka)
Lineage: Eukaryota; Metazoa; Chordata; Actinopteri; Beloniformes; Adrianichthyidae
Gene: bhlha9
Product: basic helix-loop-helix family, member a9
Biological process (GO): sensory organ development; positive regulation of transcription by RNA polymerase II; axon development
Cellular component (GO): nucleus
Molecular function (GO): DNA-binding transcription factor activity; E-box binding; protein dimerization activity
Source: RefSeq, a predicted model, not a curated record